Messenger RNA from Sesamum indicum (sesame), 1637 nucleotides. RefSeq lists its product as uncharacterized. The record is from RefSeq and is a predicted model, not a curated record. Lineage: Eukaryota; Viridiplantae; Streptophyta; Magnoliopsida; Lamiales; Pedaliaceae. Gene Ontology annotation, cellular component: membrane.
AUGGACUUGCCGCCGAAAUAAUCAUCAAUAUGAUAAAAUAAAGACGUAGCAGUGUACUAUUGAAAGUAAUAAACAUUGAGGGUGAGGUCAGUAGUUAAGUACAGGCAAUAAUAUAUCAAAAUCGAAGUGGCAGCGUUUAGAUUGAGCAGGCCCUACUGAACUUAAUGUCAGGGAUUGGACGUGUAAAUUCAUGGUCACUCCUCACUAUCCUCCUCUGCCGCCUCCUCCAGAAAACUCUCCCUCUCUCUCUCGCGUACUGGUCCCUGUAUGUAGGGAACACAACUCAGAAUCAAGAAAGAGGAAUUGGGCAUAUUCUUCUCUCUAUCUAUUUGGUUCCUUCUGGGAUUCUCUCUUCCUGUUGUUAGCAUAACAGUGGGAAUACAAAUCCCACGAUGGUCUCAUGAUACAUUGAUUCCAAGAAAAUCCAGGACUGUUUAACAGUACUUGGUGGCCUGUGAUGACAGCCGACACGACGGCCCCAAGUUAUUGGUUGAACUGGAGGUUCUUACUCUGUGCAAUAUGGAUCUUAGUGGCAAUGGUGCUUUCAGUACUUGUAAUCUGGAGAUAUGAAGGCCAUAACAAGUCAAGAAACCGACUAAGCGGGGAUCAACAGGAGGCGGCUAGGGGCUUAUAUAAGGGUGAAGCUUGGCGAACGUGCUCACAAUCCAUCCAUCCCAUUUGGCUGCUUGCUUACCGGAUUGUUGCUUUUGGUGCCUUACUGGCAUUGAUUCUUGCUGAUACCAUUGUCCAUAGUGUUGGCAUAUUUUAUUUUUACACUCAGUGGACCUUUACCUUGGUCACAGUUUAUUUUGGGCUGGCUUCUUCACUCUCCACCCAUGGACAUCUGCUUCACCGACAUGAAUUGGAUUCCGAAAAGGAUAACCGUGUUGGGAGGGAUGCGGAACAAGGCUCAUAUGUAGCACCCACACAUGGAGAGAAUUCAGAUACGCCCAGCACGAACAGAAGCUUGAAUCCCCGUGAUGACCCUAAUCACAGAACAGCAUCUGUUUGGGAAAAUGCGUUGCAGAUAAUGUUCCAGAUGUGUGCUGGAGCUGUUGUACUCACUGAUGCUGUGUUUUGGCUCGUGAUAUACCCAUUUCUUACUGGCAAAGAUUAUCGAUUGAGUUUUCUGGUUGUUUGCAUGCAUUCUGUCAAUGCUGUUUUCCUACUUGGUGAAACGAUUUUAAACAGCCUGCGGUUUCCUUUCUUUCGAAUUGCAUAUUUCGUUCUAUGGACAAGCGUGUUCGUUGUUUUCCAGUGGAUCAUCCAUGCUUGUGUUUCAAUGAGGUGGCCUUAUCCUUUUCUAGACUUGUCAUCUCCAUAUGCUCCCAUAUGGUACUUAUCUGUGGGGCUGCUACAUUUUCCAUGUUUUGCUAUCUUUACUCUUAUUUUUAAGAUAAAACAAUUUUGUGUAUCGAGAUAACUUCUCGAUUACAUGGGACCUCCAAAGCGGCGGCAGGCAAUCUCUACCCUUCGACGAGUGACAUCCCAUAUGCGUCAUGAGUAUUGUUUGAUAAAACAAAAUGCACAGUUGACAUAUUAAUCGUAUGCGGUUUUGGUUUGAUUUUUGGUGGUGGAAACUCUGUUCAAAACUAAUACUAUAUUCAAACACUGCCGAAGGCAAAAUUACCAUCUUA